AUGGCUAGUCUUGGCGAACUUAUCCAGAGGAAUAACUCAGAUCCUCGUGAACGCCUGGAACUAGGUCAGCACAUACUUUCUCAAUUACAAAUAUCGAAAUUGCCAUCUGAUUCGACUCUUCUUAAUGAUUUUUGUGAUCUUGUCGUUCAGUGGCUCUCUGGCUCCAACUUCAAGGUGGCGCUUCUCGCUGUCGAAAUAAUUGACGUGGCAAUUGAAGUAUCGGGUGAUGUUCUUGCUCCAUAUUUGAUUGAGCGAAUUUCAUCGUUAAUUGAACGACUUGGUGAUUCUAAACAGAGCGUUCGUGAUGCAACCAUUCAGCUGAUUGCAGCCUUAGCAAAUACGCCACACUGUAGUCCUCAGGUCAUACUUGACAAAGUAACACCAGGUCUAACUCAUCGGCAAUGGCUGGUUCGGAUCGGCGUUAUGCAUGUUAUUUGUUGCAUGUUACAACAAAAAUUGCGACAUAAAUCAUUCGAAAUUACAUUUCUUGAAAAUGGCCCAGCAAGGCCAACUUUAUUCUAUUAA
Molecule: messenger RNA, 525 nt
Organism: Dracunculus medinensis (Guinea worm)
Lineage: Eukaryota; Metazoa; Nematoda; Chromadorea; Rhabditida; Dracunculidae
Source: the annotation of a GenBank genome assembly